AUGGCAGCCGCGCAACCACCCAUUCAAUUCGUCGAUGACUAUCAGACGUCCAACGUCUUUGACCUGUUGUCCCUCAAAGAUAGAGUGGUAGUCAUCACAGGCGGUGCGCAAGGCAUUGGCUUGGCACUAGGCUUCGCUGUUGCCGAGGCGGGGGCUUCUAUUGCCAUCAUUGACGCCGCCUCUGAGCCCGAUUUGGCUUACAAGGAUCUCCAAGCGAUUAGCAGCAAGACAGCAUUCUAUCAAUCAGACGUAACCGAUUUUGAGCGUCUCAAAUCGACCUUCACCUCCAUCGCCAAAGACUUUGGGCGAGUUGAUGGCUUAAUUACAGCGGCCGGAGUCGUCUCAGACGAGCCGCUUCUGCAGCGAGACCCGAGGAGCGUAAAGCGCUGCUUGGAGAUCAAUUCACUGGGCACAUACUAUGCAGUACGCCUCGCAACCGAGCAAAUGGUGAAGCAGCCCCUUCGAAGCCCUGGCGCCGGAGCUGGCUCCAUCAUGACGAUUGCCUCAAUAUCGGCCCAUCAGGCGAGCAGGGGCCAGUACACCAGCGACUACUGCAUGAGUAAGGGUGCUGUUCUAUCACUUACGAAGCAGCUCGGUGUCGAGCUCGCUGAGUAUGGUAUAAGAAUAAACUCUCUCUCACCCGGGUACAUCUCCACGGGGCUGACCGCCAGUCUGGUUAGACAGCACCCCAACCUGGGUGACAUCUUUACCACUGAGCCCCCGAUGAAGAGGAUGGGCAGACGGUCGGACCUCAAAGGCGCCGCUGUGUUCUUGUUGUCCGAUGCCAGUUCUUACAUGACGAGUGCCGAAAUUCUGAUCACUGGUGGCAUGCAUGCCGGAAGGUUGUAG
Colletotrichum truncatum is the source of this 849-nucleotide messenger RNA. RefSeq names its product short-chain dehydrogenase reductase sdr. Gene Ontology annotation, molecular function: oxidoreductase activity, acting on NAD(P)H, oxygen as acceptor. Gene Ontology annotation, cellular component: intracellular anatomical structure. Lineage: Eukaryota; Fungi; Ascomycota; Sordariomycetes; Glomerellales; Glomerellaceae. The record is from RefSeq and is a predicted model, not a curated record.